UGCUGCUGACUGAUCUGUGAGGGCGUUUAGGUCUCUGAGCUGCUCAGCACACUCACACACUCAUGCAGAGGGUGGUGUGGGUUGUUCAUGAUGGAUGCCAGCUUUACUAACAUCCUCCUGUCGCCCACCACCUCCACAGACUCCAGAGGACAUCCCAGCACAGAGCUAGACCUCCGCACCAGUUUGUCAAUCCUGCUCCUGUCCGUGGAUCUGCUCCCCCAGCAGGUCACUGCGUAGAGAGAGGCGGGCGCUAGCACAGUGUCAUAGAAGAAAACAGACUGGAUGUAAAAGAUGGCGAUAUCUCCUGCUUCCUGCUCCAGUCACUCACUUCCGUUCUCAGUGUUUUACCUGUUAGACCAGUGGUCAGGAACUCCAGGCCGCAGCCUGGUUUUAGAGGUGUCAGCUGAUUUAAAAGGCUGAAUUAAAAAGUUCUGCAGAGGCAUGGUGAUGAGCUCAUGUGACUCAGGUGUGCUGACCCAGGGUGAUACCUGAAACCUUCCCCGCCUCUGUUUCAGUCUUAUUCCAGAGGUUAUCUGAAUAUUUCAGCAUCACUUCCUGUCCACCUCCGUGAUAUGUCACAGAGCUGGUUUUAGGCUGAAAAAGGUCCCACGUGACCACAAACCGCGCUCAGCAGUAAGGUGUGAAGGAAAGAUGAGUCUGCUGCGGGCGCGCGCAUCACAGUCUCGUGCUUCGUCUUUAAUGAGAACUCGAACCUCCUGGCUGUAAACCGAGCCCUUGUUGCCAUGGACCCAGCGCAGGUGUGCGCUGGCACCUGACGUUUCCCGCGGUCCCCCCUCCUCCCGGAGGUGGAGGCGGGGGCGUUGUGGUGGUGGCCUCCUCCCCCGGCUCCUCCUCCUCCAUCAUGCCGGGCAGACAGAAGCAGCUCCUCUUCUCCGUGUGCGGGCUCCUCGGCCUCUCCUGUGCGCUCACGGCCGCGGUGGCCACCGGCCUGCCACUCUGGCUCCGCGGGGCCGUGCUGUGCCGCACCGGGGCCGAGCUCGUCAACGCCACCGGGGCCGAGCUGGACAAGUUCGUGGGCGAGCUGAGCUACGGGCUGUUCCACGGACAGCGCGUGAAGCAGUGCGGGCUGGGGGGCCGCGCGGCGCGCUUCUCCUUCUUUCCUGACCUCCUGAGUGCCAUCCCCACGGGCCUCCACGUCACCGUCAUCUUCUUCUGUGGUGUUGUGACACUCUUCUCCUCCGUGGCCACCGGCUUCUUCUUCUUCAACGCCUUCGGCAGACCCUACGAGACGCUGCAAGGCCCCGUGGGACUUUACCUGUGGACCUUCAUCACCUGUGUCGGCAGCUGCCUCGUCAUGGUCCUGUUUGUGUCGGAGGUAAAGCUCAGUCGUCUGUCCGAGCGGAUCGCCAACUUCAAUGAGGGGAAUUUCAUCUUCCAGACGUACACCGAGCGCUACGACCGAUGCUUCUGGCUCUUCUUCCUCAUCUUCCUCCUUCAGGGACUGAACGCCCUGCUGGUCCGACUGGCGGGAAUCCAGUUUCCCUUUCAACAAAACAAAGAGGUGGAGCUGAGCAGCGGGGCGGCCGACCUCAUGUACUGAGAGGAGAGGAGCACGGCUCAGCAGGAAAAUGGCCUGAACGCCAGACUUCAUCAGCCGCCACUUCCUGUCGCCGCAGCUCUGUCGGACGGCUUUCCUUCACAGUCUGUUCCACACUGAAGAAGCCGAACCCUCGCUCUUCACCAGCGUGAGGGCGUUUCCCUCAGUAACAGCGACGAUCGUGACUCUGACGCUGAAACUACGAACAGUUCAUAGAUUUGAAAUGUUACUCUGUGGUAGAUGACGCCGUCGAGCUCCUCUGUGUCUUCGUUUCUUUGCAGAUCUGUGAUGUUUAGGUCCUCGCUGGCUCACUCGUCCUUUAGCUUCUUGUGUUUCACCGAUCACGAUGACGACGCAUCCGGCGCCGAGCCCGUCCUGAUCCGAGCUCUUUGGUUCUGAGGACAGGCGAUGCCUCGGCUCUGCCGUGUUGCUGUGUGGGAAAGCAAACGUGAUCGCUGAACGCAGAGGAAGGUUUUGGACAGUGAAUCAUUGACAAAGUGUGUUUCUGUGCAAACCAUCACGAGCUAAAUGUGCCUGUUAGGAAAAUAAAACUGUAUCUGAGCGUCUGCUUCUGGGUUUGACUGAUUGUUUGGUGGCUUCACGUCUGGAUUUCUUCUGUUCCUGCAGCUCUCUGUGACUGAUCUCUGACCAGCUGCUGGUCCGUUGCUCCUCUGAGAUCUUUCUGAGGGCUUUACAUGACGAGGACAGAGGUCACCAGCAGAGAGCAGAGCCUGGAGGUCAGAGGUUACACUCCCUGUGGAGGUCCUCGCCUUUGACGGGUUUGAUGAGGAGACAAACGUAGGACUUCAUUUUUUUACAAUAUAAAAGACCAGAGUUUAUUUUUUUUCUGUGACAUGACCUGUAACUGUGGCUGAUCAGAUGUUUACUGGUCCAAAUACAGAAAGCCAUCAGUUGCCAUGGUGAUGUUCUCAUUUUUGCACAUCAUCAUGAAAGCAGAAAUAUCCCGAAACCCUCGGCAGCGUUCACACAGCGUGCUGAAUCCUGAGCAGCUUCAGCCGCACGUGGCAGAAAACCCACGACAGCGGUGAGCGAGGUGCUUCAGGAAGCCUGUGAUCGGGUCGGCAUUAGCGGUGAGAGCCUUUGGACUGAAACCUCAUGGCGUGUGUUGGCUUUAACGGGGCCAUGAAGCUGGUGGUGCUGCAGGGCGCUGUGAUGAGGCCCGCCCCCUGCAGUGACACCGAGCCCGCCCUCCGUGUUUGGACGUGCUGACAGAGCAGACUGGACUGUCUGUUGUCCUCUUGUUUCCACUGUGUGUUUAAUGGUGGCAUCCUCUUUAGCAGCCAGCCAAUUAAAGGCCAGGAUUUCAUCCAGCUGAUGGCAGACGGCAGCUCAGCUGGAGAAAACUGGAUCUGCUGUUUUUAGAAGGACUUUAAACUUUAACCAUGUUCAGCCUGAAGUCCAGGCAGGACACGGGGUGUGAUUACUGCUGGCCGAAGAGCUGCAGCUUAAUGAGUACGUGCGACUGCGAAACCCGUGAGUGCGCCUCUGGUGGCCUGAACGCUGCAGACGCGUCAGGGAGUCAAACACGGAGACGUCAUCAGCUGGAAAGCCUGAAACACCCCAGGGAGUGAGAGCAACACCGAUGAGCUCUGUGCCGUUUGUGAAUGAACAGGGAGUGAUGCACGCAAUGCCCGAGGGGAUACUGUCACAGUUAAUUGGCUGACCCUGGGGAUGGCAGUCAGACGUGGGAGGUAAAAAGAGCCCGCUCAGACACUCCGGCCUCGGACACACAGCUUCCCGUCACUCAGACCACUGCAGGUAACACGCUUCCUCACAGCGGGAUCGCCGAGCUCCGAUUCACAGGUAAUACUCCCGAUUUUCCUCUGACAGCAGAGCUCCGAAGAUUCAGGAUCACGCUGAUAUAUGUACAAUGACAUGUAGGUGCACUUUGGUGUGUGCUGGAGCAGGUCAAGGUGACGAUGAUGAUGAUGGUCUUGUUGCUGAAGUUAGACGGUGCUGCUGGUAGCAGAUGUUACUCUCAUGAGAAGAAGCAAGAGGCUUCCUGUGACUGACGGUGCAGCUGCCGUUACUGUCGCAGGGUCACUGAGGGUCCUGCAGAUCAGGACGUGGUGACGUGUAAAUAAAACAAAUAGAAAUCUGUGAAAACCCUUGGGCCGUAAUUCAAACACACGUCCCGUAAAAAACAAUCGUCUCGUAUUCAGAGAAAAUAUUACGCGUUUCGUGUUGAGCUUGAAAAGGAGCAGUUUUUCCCGAACUUCAGCUACAAUGGAAAAGACACGAAGCUGGAUUUAUGGAUAAAAAGUGUUUGUUUUGUUUCAAAAUAGCUGAGAACUAUUCGCUGACAGCUGCCAACA
Haplochromis burtoni (Burton's mouthbrooder) is the source of this 3894-nucleotide messenger RNA. RefSeq names its product clarin 1 (gene clrn1). Gene Ontology annotation, biological process: equilibrioception; sensory perception of sound. The record is from RefSeq and is a predicted model, not a curated record. The transcript is spliced from 3 exons. The coding region runs from base 863 to 1561 and encodes 232 amino acids. NCBI's taxonomy places the organism in Eukaryota, Metazoa, Chordata, Actinopteri, Cichliformes, Cichlidae.